This is a messenger RNA of Lepisosteus oculatus (spotted gar), 798 nucleotides long. It is a transcript of the gene atp5f1d, whose product is annotated as ATP synthase F1 subunit delta. Gene Ontology annotation, biological process: proton motive force-driven ATP synthesis. NCBI's taxonomy places the organism in Eukaryota, Metazoa, Chordata, Actinopteri, Semionotiformes, Lepisosteidae. The record is from RefSeq and is a predicted model, not a curated record. Gene Ontology annotation, molecular function: proton-transporting ATP synthase activity, rotational mechanism.
UGUGGCGCAGGAUUUCUGGGAAGCUUGCCCGUGUCCUUGUCCUAUCCGGCACUCUGGCCGACUGACUUGACUGAAGGGCUUGUGCAGCUCCUGUCAAAGCGAUUUGUCCCCGGUCUGUUUUAAGUUCCCGUCCACCUGAAAUUAGACUUAUUUCCAACGUCAUGUUUGCCGCUCGGUUUUUCCUCCGCCGCUCCCUCCCUGCUUUGCGCCAUGCUCGCUGUUACGCCGAGGCGCCAUCCGCAGCGCCGCAGAUGUCCUUCACUUUUGCCUCCCCAAACGAGGUGUUCUUCAGAGAAGCCAGCGUGAAGCAGGUCGACGUCCCGACGCUGACGGGCGCCUUCGGCAUCCUCCCCGCGCACGUCCCCACGCUGCAGGUCCUGCGGCCCGGGGUGGUCACGGUCUUCAGCGAGGAGGGGGCCCCCGCCAAGUACUUCGUGAGCAGUGGGUCAGUCACUGUGAACGCAGACUCCUCUGUGCAGUUGCUGGCCGAAGAAGCCGUUCCUCUCGACAGUCUGGAUCUAGCUGCUGCCAAGGCCAACCUGGAGAAGGCGCAGUCCGAGCUGCUGGGCACCUCUGACGAGGCGGCGCGGGCGGAGAUCCAGAUCACCAUAGAGGCCAACGAGGCCAUCGUGAAGGCCCUGGAGUAGCUGCCGGUCACGGGGUAACGAACUCUGUUGUAUUGAUGUAAAAGUGGACUUAACAACCCAUCUCAGUCCUGAUAUCCUGCCCGGUCAUGUCAAACAACUUUGCUUUGUACAGUGCAUAAGGUUAAUACCAAUAAAUUUAUUUGGAAUAAUC